AUGGCAAAAAACAUACCAGAACAUUCAAAACCAGCUGAAUUAUUUUAUAAUAAAGAAGAAAGUAAAAAAUAUCAUAGAAAUACCAGAAUCAAUAAAAUACAAAUUGAGAUGACAGAAAAAGCAUUAGAAUUGUUAAAUUUAAAUGAUCAGAAAUAUUUUAUAAUUGAUAUUGGUUGUGGUAGUGGUUUAUCAAGUCAAGUAAUACUUGAUAAAGGACAUGAGUAUAUUGGAGUUGAUAUAUCUGAGAGUAUGCUUAAUAUACACAGAGUGUUUAUUGAAAAUUCAAAUAUACUUAAUUUUGAUAUCGGUGAGAAGGAAUGGCCAUUAACAGAGAAUUCAUUUGAUUUUGCUAUUUCUAUUUCAACAAUUCAAUGGCUAUUCAGCUCAUUUAAAAAUGAACACAAUCCUAAGAAAAGAAUUAACAACUUUUUAAACAAUCUUUAUAGAAUAACUAAAUACAAAGCAGUUUUACAAUUUUAUUUAAAAAGACAACAGGAUAUAGACAUGUUAGUUAGAUAUUCAAAGAAGGUUGGGUUUUAUACAAAAUUAAUAAUUGACGGUGUGGGUAAAAAUAAAAAAUUUUACAUCAUACUUUCUAAAUUAAGAAAAUAA
Hepatospora eriocheir is the source of this 612-nucleotide messenger RNA. NCBI's taxonomy places the organism in Eukaryota, Fungi, Microsporidia, Hepatosporidae. The record is from the annotation of a GenBank genome assembly.